AAAAAGAUUCAUUCAAAAAGAGCCGUUCGUUCGUGAACGACCCAUCACUAUCCCCUACAUUCACUAAACAAGUGGACUGGAUUUGGACUGAAAGAACUGUUACUUAUAUCACUGAUAGCGGGUGUACUCAAGCCUCUCUUCAACGAAUUACCGUUAAUCAGGGAUGGACAGGAUUUAAUCCGAUCGCGUUAAUAGGUUACGGGAACCAUCCAGACACAAGAGGACGUCUCAUCCUCACCCCAGACAGGCAACACCAAGGAUACACAGAGGAAGCUUUGAAGAGGGAGCUCUCAAUGAAGGAGGCUUUUCAAAGUGCCUUAAAUCAUAAUCUGGAUUACCUCUGUCGUUGUGCUGUCAUAAAGAAACCAUCAGAACCUUAAAUCCUCAUCCGGAUUACCUCUGUCGUUGUGCUGUCAUAAAGAAACCAUCAGAACCUUAAAUCCUCAUCCGGAUUACCUCUGUCGUUGUGCUGUCAUAAAGAAACCAUCAGAACCUUAAAUCCUCAUCCGGAUUACCUCUGUCUUUGUGCUGUCAUAAAGAAACCAUCAGAACCUUAAAUCCUCAUCCGGAUUACCUCUGUCUUUGUGCUGUCAUAAAGAAACUAUCAGAACCAGUCAGAAUGAUGAUGCAAGAUCUAGAACUUCCUUCUCACACCCACAGAGAAGGAUCUAUUACAUUUAAUUAAACCACAACACAAAGGGACAUAACCACCAUUUUACAGCGAAGAGCUAUAACAAUCUAGAACACAGGUAGAACAAAGAAUUGUUCUAAUCUAUUCUCACAAGAUCUACAACCACCCGCUCACAAACACAAGUCAGAGCGACGGAGGCCCCGGUGAAGAGUACAUCAGACUGCGACCAACUUCUCUUGACUACUACCGCUAGUUUGAUUCUGGUAGCCAGGUGUGGUUCUUAUUCCCGGGGUUGUCAUGGAAGCAAGCUCCACCCCCAGGAUCAAGGUGUAUAGUGCCUGGGACCAGGUGGAGGAGACAGACCAGGUGGAGGAGAAGGUGGGUUCGGCUUCAGAAGACCAUCUGAUCACCCUCAAGGCCCUGGUGCAGAAGCUCAGGCUGGAAACACGGAGGCUGUCCUACCUCGAGUGGAAGGCCCGUUUAGAGGCCCAUAGCACCAAAGCCCUGAUCAUACCACAGCAGAGCACCAGGGACUUAGUGAGGCCAGAAGAGCAACGGGUAGUGUCCCAGAGUGAGGGCAGGUUAGACAGUCAGAGCACCAAAUGUCUGGCUGAACCACAGCUACAGCAGGAACUCCAUGCAGAGCAGCAAGAGGAGCAGGAGAAGGCCAAACGACAGCCGGUGGAGCCCAGAGAGAGCCCCCUGACCUCGGGUUUGAUCUGGCAGCACAGCCUGCCCGCUGGAGUACUGAGGAGAUUUAAGAACAUCGAUGAGGCUGUGGGGUGGCUCAGGAAAGAACUGAAGGACAUGCCUCUCCAGGACCAGCAGUUGGCCCAUCAGCUGAUGCGUCUCCAUAGCGACAUCAACAAACUGAAGAUCGAGCAGACGUGUCACCAGCACCGCCGCAUGCUCAACGAUGCCACCUACGGGCUGGAGGAGAGAGAUGAGUUGAGCGACCUGCUCUUUGACUUCCCCGUCACCCCCGGGUUCGGACUCUCCACCCCGCUGAGACUCAUAGGGGUCACCAAGAUGAACAUAAACUCUCGACGCUUUUCCCUCUGCUAGCAGUAGAGAGAGAGAGAGAGAGAGAGAGAGAGAGAGAGCUCUGCUAGCAGUAGAGAGAGAGAGAGAGCUCUGCUAGCAGUAGAGAGAGAGAGAGAGCUCUGCUAGCAGUAGAGAGAGAGAGAGAGCUCUGCUAGCAGUAGAGAGAGAGAGAGAGCUCUGCUAGCAGUAGAGAGAGAGAGAGAGAGCUCUGCUAGCAGUAGAGAGAGAGAGAGAGAGCUCUGCUAGCAGUAGAGAGAGAGAGAGCUCUGCUAGCAGUAGAGAGAGAGAGAGAGAGCUCUGCUAGCAGUAGAGAGAGAGAGAGAGCUCUGCUAGCAGUAGAGAGAGAGAGAGAGCUCUGCUAGCAGUAGAGAGAGAGAGAGAGCUCUGCUAGCAGUAGAGAGAGAGAGAGCUCUGCUAGCAGUAGAGAGAGAGAGAAAGCUCUGCUAGAAGUAGAGAGAGAGAGAGAGAGCUCUGCUAGCAGUAGAGAGAGAGAGAGAGCUCUGCUAGCAGUAGAGAGAGAGAGAGAGCUCUGCUAGAAGUAGAGAGAGAGAGAGAGAGAGCUCUGCUAGCAGUAGAGAGAGAGAGAGAGCUCUGCUAGCAGUAGAGAGAGAGAGAGAGCUCUGCUAGAAGUAGAGAGAGAGAGAGAGAGAGCUCUGCUAGCAGUAGAGAGAGAGAGAGAGAGAGCUCUGCUAGCAGUAGAGAGAGAGAGAGAGAGAGCUCUGCUAGCAGUAGAGAGAGAGAGCUCUGCUAGCAGUAGAGAGAGAGAGCUCUGCUAGCAGUAGAGAGAGAGAGCUCUGCUAGCAGUAGAGAGAGAGAGCUCUGCUAGCAGUAGAGAGAGAGAGAGAGCUCUGCUAGCAGUAGAGAGAGAGAGAGAGCUCUGCUAGCAGUAGAGAGAGAGAGA
Salvelinus fontinalis (brook trout) is the source of this 2576-nucleotide messenger RNA. It is a transcript of the gene fam167ab, whose product is annotated as family with sequence similarity 167 member Ab. Lineage: Eukaryota; Metazoa; Chordata; Actinopteri; Salmoniformes; Salmonidae. The record is from RefSeq and is a predicted model, not a curated record. The coding region runs from base 929 to 1696 and encodes 255 amino acids. The transcript has 4 exons.